Messenger RNA from Xyrichtys novacula (pearly razorfish), 1173 nucleotides. The record is from the annotation of a GenBank genome assembly. NCBI's taxonomy places the organism in Eukaryota, Metazoa, Chordata, Actinopteri, Labriformes, Labridae.
AUGAUGGCCACUCCACGCAGGAGUGGCUUUGACGGCUGGACGGAGGUCCGCUUUGGCCGUAAAGGCCAGCGCUUCCGCCAGCCAUUCCGGGACCGGGGGAACGUGUUCGGUCGAGGGAAGGCCCGUGCAUUCCCCGCUCCCUAUGGGAGACGGGAUUCAUUCCCCAAACCUGUCCAGCCAGUGCCUCACUCACAUAGGCCGCCACGUGAACCUGGUCCCACUGCUAAACCCUACACCUCAGGGGAGGUGAGGAGACAACCAGCUGACCCAGAAUUUGGGCAGCUGGUGAGGAAGAUGUUUAGCCUCAUUAAAGUAGCGCAUCAUCUUCGUAAUGUUGACCCCAAAUCCAGGAAAGUGGAGCCCAAGAUUAUCACCAGGAUGGUAGAGAUCUUGUCAACCAUGAUAAAGCCGGCAGUUCCUACCCCAGAGACUAUGGAACUGAUUAAGGACAAUGCUGAAGCCUGGGGUUACAACACUAUUUCCACUUUGGUCAACCACUACGAACUGGGUUUUGAUGAAGUCAUGUUUGAACUCCAAGAGUUAAUGAUCCCACAAUGGCGAGAUGCGUUUGAGGUGGCGGUGCGUUGGGCGAAGAGAAACUUGCCCCGCAUCACGGAUGAGGCUAUAGGCGUAGCAUACGCCAGGAUUUCAGGAUAUGUUAAAGAUUCGGCCUCAAAUGUCGGUGGAGAUGAGUCCAAGAUCUUUGACAUACAACCCCAGCCACCAAUCCAACCAGUGAAAAUAGUACAGUCCCUUGAGAAGCCGAUAGCUCCCAGUCACGAGCUGCAGAAACGACCAACGGCCAAACAGGCCACAGAGGUCAAAAAGGUCAAGCAGGACCGCUCUGCAUCGGCAUUUGUUCCACGACCUGUAGGGAAAAUAGAUCAGCCACAACCUAUCGCCAAGCAGGCUACAAAGGUCACACAGGUCAAGCAAAACGAUGACCACUCUGGAGGGGCAGUUACUCCUAAAUUACAGAGGGAACAACGACACAUUACACGGGACAGAGAUCAAACAUUAGGCCAAACAGGGGUCAGAGUCCAGGAGACACACAAGGUCAAGAGUCCAGAUCUAGAAGAACCAGACUCAGGGUUUGAUGAAGGAGAUGUCUUCCUGGACUCAUUGGAUUUCUCCACUAAUUUAGAGCCACCACUGUUUGAAGUAGGGAUGUAG